Molecule: messenger RNA, 1416 nt
Organism: Xiphophorus couchianus (Monterrey platyfish)
Lineage: Eukaryota; Metazoa; Chordata; Actinopteri; Cyprinodontiformes; Poeciliidae
Gene: slc25a25a
Product: solute carrier family 25 member 25a
Exons: 10
Coding region: 1-1416 (471 amino acids)
Biological process (GO): transmembrane transport
Cellular component (GO): mitochondrial inner membrane
Molecular function (GO): calcium ion binding
Source: RefSeq, a predicted model, not a curated record
AUGCUGGGUCUGUGCCUUUACGUUCACGUGUCCAACUCGGACCCAGUGGAAGUGGAAUAUUUUGAAUCUAACGGACUACCGUCGGAGCUGAAGUCGCUGUUCAACAAACUCAGCGUGUUCCUGCCCUCCCAGGAGUUCUCUACCUACCAAAAGUGGAGAAAGAAAACUCUAAAAAGUGAAGAAAAAGAUGCAGAUGGGCAGCUGGACUUUGAGGAGUUCGUUCACUACCUGCAGGACUAUGAGAAAGACAUGAAGCUGGUGGUGAAGAGUCUCGACAGGAAGAACGCCGGUCACAUCGACGCCAAAGAGUUGAUGCAGUCCCUUCGUGACCUUGGCGUCCAUAUUUCCCUGCAGCAUGCAGAGACUGUCUUGAAGAGUAUGGAUAAGAAUGGGAUGAUAACGAUUGGCAGCAAAGACUGGAGUAAAUACCCAAUGGUGGAGAAAAUUGACAACAUUCCUGAGAUCAUCCUUUACUGGAAACACUCCACGAUAUUUGAUGUGGGUGAGAACCUGAUGGUGCCUGACGAGUUCACCAUGGAGGAGAAGCAGACUGGAAUGUGGUGGAGGCACCUGGUCGCAGGUGGAGGAGCCGGAGCCAUUUCCAGAACCUGCACCGCCCCACUGGACCGUCUCAAAGUCAUGAUGCAGGUUUACGGAUCUCGAACCAACAACAUGUGCAUCAUGAGCGGGCUCAUGCAGAUGAUCAAGGAGGGCGGCACCAGGUCGCUGUGGCGGGGGAACGGGGUGAACAUCAUCAAAAUCGCUCCUGAAUCGGCCCUGAAGUUCAUGGCCUAUGAGCAGAUUAAGCGUCUAAUCGGCAGCGACAAGGAGACUCUGAGCAUCCUGGAGAGAUUUGUGGCAGGUUCUUUAGCCGGAGUAAUUGCCCAGAGCACCAUCUACCCCAUGGAGGUUCUGAAAACCCGUCUUGCUCUGAGGACAACCGGCCAGUAUUCCGGGAUCUCGGACUGCGCCAAGCAGAUUUUCAGGAAAGAAGGUCUCGGGGCGUUUUAUAAGGGUUACAUCCCGAACAUGCUGGGCAUCAUCCCGUACGCCGGCAUCGAUCUGGCCGUGUAUGAGACGCUGAAGAACAAUUACCUGCAGCAGUACGGCACCAACAGUACAGACCCCGGCGUUCUGGUUCUGCUGGCCUGCGGCACGGUGUCCAGCACCUGCGGUCAGCUAGCCAGCUACCCUCUGGCGCUGGUCCGAACCCGCAUGCAGGCACAAGCUGUGACGGAGGGUAACCACCAGCAGAUGUCCAUGACGGGCGUCUUCAGGCAGAUCCUGCAGAAUGAAGGCCCCGCCGGGCUCUACAGAGGCCUGGCCCCCAACUUCCUGAAGGUCAUCCCAGCCGUCAGCAUCAGCUACGUCGUCUACGAACACCUCAAGACUCAGCUGGGGGUGACGUCGCGCUGA